Molecule: messenger RNA, 2554 nt
Organism: Neltuma alba
Lineage: Eukaryota; Viridiplantae; Streptophyta; Magnoliopsida; Fabales; Fabaceae
Exons: 9
Coding region: 27-2417 (796 amino acids)
Cellular component (GO): membrane
Molecular function (GO): protein binding
Source: RefSeq, a predicted model, not a curated record
GCGCGGUGGAAGCCAGUAGAGACACGAUGAUGACGACGAUGGUGUCUUCGGAGCUGGAAAGCAUUAAGAAAGAGCUAUUCACAUUUGCCAUGAAAGGCAGAUGGGAACAAGUGAUGAAGAUGUACCAGGAUGAACCAAGGGCGCACAGAGCCAAAAUAACAAGGUCAGGCGACACUGCGCUGCACUUAGCUGUGUCGGAAGCGAAGGACAAGGUGGUGGAAGAAAUGGUGAGGUCAGUUAGGUCCCAUUGGGAUGAACAUCAACUUAAAAAGGUCCUGCAAACUGAAAACAUUAGGGGCAACACUGCUCUGCAUUUAGCGGCUACAAUGGGGGACGUCAGAAAAUGUGAGAUAAUUGCAAAGGUAGAGCCGUCGUUGGUGGAUUGUCGUAACGGUGACGGCGAGACACCCCUCUUCCUGGCGGCUUACUUUGGCAAAACAAAAGCUUUUCUCUGCCUUCAUUAUAUCCGAAACACUAAUCUUACCGACGGCAACACUCCGCCCUACUAUCCCAACUGCAGAAGGAAUGACGGCGACACUAUUCUUCACUGCGCAAUCAAUGGAGACUAUUUCGAUUUAGCAUUCCAAAUAAUACACUUGUAUGAAGAUCUAGUGACCUCGGUGAACGAGGAUGGGUUGUCCCCGCUCCAUCUGCUAGCAGCGAAACCUUCUGCCUUCAGAAGUGGAAGCCGCCUUGGACGAGUUGGAAGUAUCAUCUAUCACUGUAUAUACGUUGAUCAGCUUAAGAAAGCAGAACCGCUGAAAUUCUAUACUGACGAAGUCAAGGAAGAUCAAGCGAUUCACCAACCAGCCCAUUUUCCACCCAAUUAUCGUGUCCUCUGGGACAUUUUCAACACCGUCAAAUCCACGAUGACAGGACCUUCAGGUAAAUCUAUAGCUGGAGGAAAAGAAAAUGAAUCUCAAGCAAAUAGCAAGGAUCUCGAAAAUGCGAGAAAUCAUCAUAGAGCCGCUGGUGCUGGAGAAUCGGAAGAGAGAGAUCGUGGAAGUGGAUUAUUUCCUGCUAACUACAGAACCUGCUUUAAUUUCGUCAGAUUCUUUUAUCUGGCUCUACUGGUGAUUCUUGGAGAAGGAUCGAGCAGGUUAAACAAGAUACGUCGAAAGAAGGAGAAGCACACUUGGUCUGUUCAAAUAAUGCAUGCACUUCUUAAUCGCGCCUCUGGUUAUGAGUACGAAGACAAUGGCUCCAAACCGGCCGACUCCCCUAUUAUUUCAGAGGACCUGCCAUCCUUUGGGUUUAAACUAUCAAUCGCCAAAGACAGCAGUGUGGAAGAAUGUAAAAAAAAGAAAAAGGAGUCGCCCAUACUCAUUGCGGCAAAGAAUGGCGUGAUCGAAAUAGUAAAGGAGAUUCUGAGACUAUUUCCGGUGGCUAUCUACGACGAGAAUGAAGAGAAGAAGAACAUAGUGUUGUUAGCAGUAGAGAAGAGGCAACCCCAUGUGUAUAAGUUGCUGCUGGAAAAGAACUUCUUCAAAGAAAGUCUAUUUCGGCAGGUGGAUCAUGAAGGAAAUAGUGCACUGCACUUGGCUGCCAAAAGUGGAUCGCAUGAGCCAUGGCGCAUUUCUGGUGCCGCCCUCCAAAUGCAGUGGGAAAUCAAGUGGUAUGAGUUUGUGAAGAAUUCAAUGCCACCUCAUUUUUUUGCCCAUUACAACAAGAGUUACAAAACCCCGAAACAGAUAUUCACUGAAACGCACAGUGAAUUGGUGCAAAAGGGGGGAGAGUGGUUGACGAAAACCUCCGAAUCAUGCUCGGUGGUGGCGACAUUGGUGGCCACGGUGGCGUUUACGUCGUCAACCGCCGUGCCUGGUGGUUUGGAAGAGGCCACCGGUCGCCCGCUUUUGAGAGCAGAGAGAGCAUUCGACUUGUUUACCAUCUCUUCGCUGGUGGCGCUCUGCUUUUCCAUUAUUGCCACCAUCAUGUUCCUAUCGAUACUCACUUCUCGCUAUCAGGAAUUUGAUUUCAACAGGGACCUGCCGAAGAAGCUUAUUCUGGGUAUGUCCUCGUUGUUCAUGUCCAUUGCAUCCAUGUUGAUGUCAUUCUGUGCCGGCCAUUUCUUCGUGCUCAAGGAUCAGUUCCAAGAUGCUGCGCUUCCUAUAUAUCUUUUGACUUCAUUCCCGGUGACACUUUUUGCUCUGGCCCAAUUCCCUCUUUACUUUGAUCUUUUGAAGACUACGUUGAAGAAGGUUCCACAGCGAAGCUACAAAGCUACCCCAGUAAUGGAGCUACAAGACUCAGAGGCGAAGAAGAAUAAUAAAAAUGGGGAAGAAGGUCAAAAAGAAAGAGAUCAUGGAAAAGGAUCGCCGAAAUCCAAUGAAAAGACUUCAACUGGAGAUCGAAACCAAAGAAAUCAUGGAGAAGUGGGAUACAGUAUCGUGGAAUUUAGUGAUGCAGAGAUAAAGUGAUAAAGUCACUAUCUUGGCUCUUUUUCUUUCUUCAUUUCGGUUAAAUAAUUUAUGUAGAGGUUUAAGUGGUCGACUGAAAAUUUCAGCAAGGAAGAAAGAGCUUCCAUAUAAAGAAAAGCCUUAACUUUUACUUUCAA